ACCCGCCUCAGCGGCGCGACAGUCCACGUGGGGAACGUGGACUGGACGGCGGGGUCGGUCAUCGUUUCGGAUGCCUUCUAUAUCCAUCCAAACUACAUCCCAAGCAAUAUAGCUGCCGGGAACGACAUCGCCCUGGUGCACUUGCCCACACCGCUGACCUUCGGACCGACCAUCCAGCCGCUCUGCUACCCGACGUCGGACAGCGUGGGAUCGGCCACGUCCGGAUGCGACGAGAAAGUCUACGGAUGGGGGGCCCUCAACCUCGUGGAUCUCGUCAAGAAAGUACUUCCCAAGAACGUGCAGAAACUGAACGUCGUAGUGUCUGAUCAAACCUACAACGAUUGCAAGGGCAUCAACAACUAUCAACUCUGCGUCUGGGGAAGUCCCAAGGCCAGUGGGCCCUGUAACGGAGACAGCGGCGGACCCUUGGUGAUCAAAUACGGAACCACAGCCUACGUGUCGGGAGUCCUCUCUCGCGCCAAGACCCAAGCUGCGAAGUGCAAAGGCGCUUUCCAGUACACCAGAACUUCCGCGUACGACGACUGGGUCCUAUCCCAGAUCACCGCCGCCUCU
Molecule: messenger RNA, 573 nt
Organism: Darwinula stevensoni
Lineage: Eukaryota; Metazoa; Arthropoda; Ostracoda; Podocopida; Darwinulidae
Source: the annotation of a GenBank genome assembly